AUGUUUGACUCGCACCGCGCGGCGCGCCUAGCUCCCGUCCCUAAAAGACGCCGAUGGCAUCCUUUCCUCUGGUCCAACAGAAGAACAAGCACAUUCUUGCGCACGGACACGGACUCCAAUAGGAACUUCUUUUUAAAGAACAUUCGAGAAGGGAUUCUGAGUGAUUGGCGAGGCGACGAGCCUCGAUGCGUGUAG
This is a messenger RNA of Heterobasidion irregulare TC 32-1, 195 nucleotides long. RefSeq lists its product as uncharacterized. The record is from RefSeq and is a predicted model, not a curated record. NCBI's taxonomy places the organism in Eukaryota, Fungi, Basidiomycota, Agaricomycetes, Russulales, Bondarzewiaceae. Bases 1 to 195 code for a protein of 64 amino acids. The transcript has a single exon.